AUGCCAACCGCGACGACGACCGUUACAACGGCUGCGUCUGUCUCGACGGCGGACAUGCUGCAUCAUAAAGUGUCCAGCAAAGGUUCGUUGUCAACGGAGGCAACACUACAAUUACUAUACGACCGCGCGGCGAGAGCGUUCCUUCACCGGGACGUCGCAGUCACAUUCAAUUUGGUGAACUCUGCAUUUGCACUCCUUCCAGCUCCUGUCGCAUCCUCGCCUGAUCCCUUAGAUGUACACCGGAGAAAGUGGGACAUCCUCCGCAUCACCCUCGAGACCACCGUAUUCUCUUCAGCCCCCAACCUCGCAACUUUACCACAACCACUCAGAGAAUCUUUACUAUUGUCUCCCCAAUCAUUUGUUUCCAAUUUACAUGCUCGAUCUCUUGCAUUGUAUACUCCCUUAUCCGUUCCUCGAAAACCUAGCUCCGCUUUCCUUCCGCACCAAGUCCUCAUCACACUCAUCGCAUCUAGCCUCAACAUAAAUUGCCCCAAUAUUGGUCGCGAGAUAAUAGAGGACUGGUUGACAAACCGUAAUCUAUACGACUUCGUCCCUUUCACAGGCGAAGCGUACCACAAGGUCCUAGAACUCUACUGCUUGCACAUCUUACCUCGUUUGGGCGAGUGGGAAUACAUCAGAGAGUUUCUGUCGUACGAGAACGAGCUACCAUCUGAUAAAAUACGCGAACUACAUUUGGCACUCGAUGCUCAGCGUGCUCGAGCGCAAGAGAGUACAAAGAGGGAGACGCCAAAACCCGAGACUACUCCUUCCCCUACACCAAUACCCCCACCCCGCUCUCUAUCCCCUACCUCUGCAUCCUCCUCUUCCUCCUCUCUCUCCACCACAUCCACCCGCACCGUCGUCCCCGCAUCCACCCGCACCGUCGUCCCCGCAUCCCCCCGUCCCAAAAUCGCCCGUCAACAAUCCGCGUCUUCCACAUCAGCAGUUUCAGACGUCACCGUAACCAGAUCCCUUCGCCACCUCCACGAGCAAAGCACGCCCCGGGGAAGUCCUAGCGCAAGCCGCGUUCGCACCUCCCGCGUCCCCGGAGCUCUCUCAGUCGAUCAUAGUGGCGCCGCGCAGCCCCAAACGUCCUUUACGCUCAUCCGGUCUUAUUUCAGCCGCUAUUUCACAGCUAACAAAAUAGCCUCUUUAUCCGUUUUGUUCUUCCUAAUUCCUCUUCUGUCUUUGAUCAUCCGGAGGCGGCGGCGCGUGGAAACGCCCGCAGACCAGGUACGGAGGAGAUUGUUAGAAGCACGUGGGGAUUCUAUUGUGAGACGGUUAUGGAACGAGUUGGUUAGGGCAGUUUUGGAUACUGUUAGGAUGGGUGGUGGGGGACUUGUAUAG
Suillus paluster is the source of this 1347-nucleotide messenger RNA. RefSeq lists its product as uncharacterized. NCBI's taxonomy places the organism in Eukaryota, Fungi, Basidiomycota, Agaricomycetes, Boletales, Suillaceae. The coding region runs from base 1 to 1347 and encodes 448 amino acids. The transcript is spliced from 2 exons. The record is from RefSeq and is a predicted model, not a curated record.